This is a messenger RNA of Penicillium roqueforti, 249 nucleotides long. RefSeq lists its product as uncharacterized. Bases 1 to 249 code for a protein of 82 amino acids. NCBI's taxonomy places the organism in Eukaryota, Fungi, Ascomycota, Eurotiomycetes, Eurotiales, Aspergillaceae. The transcript has 3 exons. The record is from RefSeq and is a predicted model, not a curated record.
AUGUCGGGAGCGGAUUCGGACUUUGAUCUGUCGAAGGCACUUGCAGAACUUGCAAAGGGUGAAAUGACUGCCUCGGCCCUGGAAAACCAUCUGAGCGCAAUUGAAAGCCAAGUCGAUGAACUCUUGGCAUCUUUCGAAAAGCAGGCGGCUGCUGCAGUGGAGGCUACGUCUGUCGAUGAAACAGACCCGAGUCAACCGGAAACAGAUCAGGAUCAAAAAGUAGAGCCAUCGAAUAGUCCAGCCAAGUGA